Ambispora leptoticha is the source of this 304-nucleotide messenger RNA. NCBI's taxonomy places the organism in Eukaryota, Fungi, Glomeromycota, Glomeromycetes, Archaeosporales, Ambisporaceae. The record is from the annotation of a GenBank genome assembly.
UCUUAAAGAAAUUCUCAAAGAAAAUCGCGUUGAUUUUUCAGGAAUUGUCGAGAAAUCCGAACUUGUUUUAAAGGUGAAUCGUAUAGUCGAGGCUACUAAAGAAGAGUUGGCUACCGAUGUUGACGCUCUGAGUGAUGAUGCACUAUGUAAAAUUUGUUGCGAUGCUGUACAAAAUUGUGUUGUUUUGGAUUGUGGUCAUAUGAGUACUUGUAUGGAUUGUGGGAAAAAGAUGCAAGAGGCAAGAAACGAAUGUCCAAUUUGUAGAGAAACGAUUGUUAAACUUAUCAGAGUAUAUAGGGCAUAA